CUUAAACCACAUCCCUAUCAAGUUUCAAUCACCGUUUUUAACUAUUUCAAAAACAUUCUCUCCGUUUAACUUUGCUUCAAUUUUUUGUUGGUGAUGGACAGAAUUAGCAGUGCGGGGCUGGAACUAGCAAAUGUGCUGGUGACUUCUCCUCCCCUGCACCAGUCAUGGGACGCAAUUCAGAAGCAAAAGCUCCAGACAGCUGCUGAUCCGAAUGCACAAAUGGCCUUAUACAUUAGUGAAACCAAGCACUCAAACACCACCAUCAUAUCUUUUCUUACUUCACCAGUCAAGGUUCAAGAUCCACAAGCGAUGAUUUCAUCGACGACUCUCAAGGGCACAAAUUUUCUUCUCUUUGAGUUUUUGUGCAGCAAAAAAACACCAAGUUACUCCAUCAAUGAAUUGGCAAUCAAAUUCUUCGCCUUGAAUCACACCAACCUCGAUCUUCUGCAAACAAAGCUGGUAGAAAGCAGCAAUUCCAACUCAUCGAUACUUAUCACUGGACAUUCUUUUGGAGGCUGUUUAGCUACCCUUUUCACCUUAUGGCUGCUACAAAGCCUCAACUUGUCUUAUCUAUAUCAUUAA
Molecule: messenger RNA, 582 nt
Organism: Malus domestica (apple)
Lineage: Eukaryota; Viridiplantae; Streptophyta; Magnoliopsida; Rosales; Rosaceae
Source: RefSeq, a predicted model, not a curated record